Molecule: messenger RNA, 1588 nt
Organism: Papilio machaon (common yellow swallowtail)
Lineage: Eukaryota; Metazoa; Arthropoda; Insecta; Lepidoptera; Papilionidae
Product: synaptic vesicle glycoprotein 2B-like
Exons: 10
Coding region: 56-1558 (500 amino acids)
Biological process (GO): transmembrane transport
Molecular function (GO): transmembrane transporter activity
Source: RefSeq, a predicted model, not a curated record
GAAGAUGGUCAGAUUCAGAUGGUUUGUAAAGCGCCGCAUUCGCUCGAGGUAGGACAUGGAGUCGGAAACAAAAGUCGAACACAAAGUCGAUACAGUUGGUGUUUAUAACUACGAUGACGCCGUCGAAUUAACAGGCCAUGGCCGCUAUAACUAUCUCGUCCUGUUCACGUGCUGUAUCAUCCACCAUGCUGUGGCGCUGGACAUGUUCGGCUUCAGCAUGGUGCUCGCCGCUGCCACCUGUGACCUGCAGAUUGGUAUUAAAGAGACUGGGAUUCUCGCUUCAGCACCAUUUGCAGGUGUUUUCUUCGCCUUUCCUUUUGGCUACUACGCAGACACCGGCGGCAGGAAACGUGCGCUGCUAUUGUCUACCAUUGUUGGCUUCACCUUCGCAGCACUCAGCAGCUUCUCGAUCAACUGGGAAAUGAUGCUCGCCUUUAAAAUAAUUGGAUGCAGUUUUUCCACAGCUUCCUUCGCUUUGACCAUGGCGUACCUUGGCGAGUGUGUCAGCAGCAAGCACCGGAGUCGGUAUCUUAUCAUCAUGGUCAGCAUGGACCUCGCCUGCGAAGUUGUUUCAAAUGGUAUCGCGUAUUUUGUCCUGCCUCUCACUUUCCACUGGCCAAUACCUUGGCUCUUUAUAACUUAUAGUCCUUGGAGAUUGUACACUUUGAUAUUAGCUCUGCCUUUAGGAAUAGGUGCUUUACUUCUUCUCUGUCUAUAUGAAAGUCCCAAAUUCCUAGCUAAUAAAGGAGAUACUAAAGAAGCUUUGAAAUUAUUACGAAGUAUUUAUAUCAUUAAUGGUGGAAUUGAAGAGAAAUUUCCGGUGAAACAAAUUAAACAACCGGAAGAAAUAAACAGCAAAAAUGACACAAUUUGGUCGUCAUUAAAAAAGCAAACUGUGCCAUUGUUUCAACCGCCAUUGUUGUGGAGGACUUUACAGUUGUUUUAUCUAAUGAUUUUAUGUUCUACAACAAAUAAUGUAUUCGCGAUGUGGUUUCCGACUAUGGUGAAUUUAUUUUUCAACUCAAUAUCUGACGCCUCAUCAAACUCCGGAUUUUGUGAAAGCGUUGUCCAGAACGUUACAAUGAAUACACAUAAUGUUGAUAAUCUUGAAUGUGACGAUUUCAUGUCUUCCAAUACAAUUUACUCUGGUAUCAUACUUGGACUUAUAAUAUCUUCUUUGAACCUGUCUGUCUCUACCCUGGCUUCUUGGAGACGUUCGGUAUUGAUCGGUUGUUAUAUAGUAUCAGGAGUUAGUUGUGUGCUUGUUGGUUCGUUAUCACAUCCGAUCGCUAACAUAACCUUCUUUAUCUUGAUACAAACGUCUGCUAUUGGAGUGGGAAGUGUUGCGUCUUACUUCGUGGAUCUUUAUCCGACGUCAUACAGAGGUCUGGUGACGAGCUUGGGCAUGAUGAUGACCCGCCUGACGUCCUUCGCAGGGGUCAAUGUACUCGGCGCUGUUUUUGUUGACCACUGUAACUUGAUCUUCUAUUCUUGGGCAAUUUUCGUUUUAAGUGGGGUUGCGGUAGCUCUGUUCCUGCCGUCUGACAAAAGGAAAUGAUUAUAUAUAAUAAAGUUUCUAAAACAGAAA